Messenger RNA from Tarenaya hassleriana, 2544 nucleotides. Its product is annotated as vacuolar-sorting receptor 3-like. Lineage: Eukaryota; Viridiplantae; Streptophyta; Magnoliopsida; Brassicales; Cleomaceae. Gene Ontology annotation, molecular function: calcium ion binding. The coding region runs from base 299 to 2206 and encodes 635 amino acids. The record is from RefSeq and is a predicted model, not a curated record. The transcript has 12 exons.
CCACCAUUUUGAUUGACCCUGACUUCAGAAAUCCCUCGUCUUCCCCACCAGACCAGCAAGUGAAAAAAACCCCGAUUUUCUCUUCGUUUCUCGAGAAACACCCGAAAAUUUUUUCCUCCUUUUUCCCUCGAACCCUUGAAGACGUUACACAUAUACAAGGAAGAGUUUUUCAAUCAUAGCCUCGCGCAUGCGCCGAUUCCACCAAUCUCCUUCUCCCUGAUCGUUUUUCCCAAGAAAGUAACGACCCUUCUUCACCAUUUCCUUUCCUAAUUGGUUUAUCGCGGCGGAGAUCUCGGCUAUGAAGCACCAUCAGGAGCAGAAGCAAAAGCAGCUCAUGGGUCUUCUCCCUUGGCUGCUCCUCUGCUUCCUGACGUCACCGAUUUGCGACGCGAGAUUCGUGGUGGAGAAGAACAGCUUGUCGGUUACUUCACCGGAGAGUAUCAAAGGAACCCACGACAGCGCCAUUGGCAACUUCGGGGUCCCUCAGUACGGAGGAAGCAUGGCGGGGACUGUUGUUUACCCUAAGGAGAAUCAGAAGGCUUGCAAAGAAUUCAGCGAUUUCUCGAUUUCUUUCAAGUCUCAGCCCGGCGCUCUGCCUACCUUCUUACUGCUCGAUCGUGGAGAUUGCUUUUUUGCUUUGAAGGUGUGGAAUGCACAAAAAGCCGGUGCUUCAGCUGUGCUUGUUGCAGACAAUGUUGACGAACCUUUGAUUACAAUGGAUACACCGGAAGAAGAUGUUUCGUCUGCCAAAUACAUUGAGAACAUAACAAUACCUUCUGCUCUUGUCACGAAAAGCUUCGGGGAAAAAAUGAAGAAGGCUAUAAGCAGAGGCGAUAUGGUCAAUGUUAAUCUUGACUGGAGAGAAGCUGUUCCCCACCCUGAUGACCGUGUGGAGUAUGAAUUGUGGACCAACAGCAAUGAUGAGUGUGGAGUCAAAUGUGACAUGAUGAUGCAGUUUGUGAAGGAUUUCAAGGGUGCAGCCCAGAUUCUCGAGAAAGGCGGUUACUCUCAGUUCACACCUCAUUACAUUACUUGGUAUUGUCCACAGGCUUUCACGUUGAGCAGACAGUGCAAGUCCCAGUGUAUCAACAAGGGACGAUACUGUGCUCCUGAUCCGGAACAAGAUUUCAGCUCAGGUUACGAUGGAAAAGAUGUGGUUAUGGAAAACUUGAGGCAGCUCUGUGUUUACAAGGUGGCAAAUGAAAGUGGAAAACCCUGGAUUUGGUGGGAAUAUGUCACUGAUUUCCAGAUCAGAUGCCCCAUGAAGGAAAAGAAAUACAACAAGGAUUGUGCUGAUUCUGUUAUCAAAUCUCUUGGACUUGAUGGUAAGAAAAUUGACAAGUGUAUUGGUGACCCUGAUGCUGACUCGGACAAUCCAGUUCUGAAGCAGGAACAAGAUGCUCAAGUUGGCAAGGGUUCAAGGGGUGAUGUUACCAUAUUGCCCACCCUAGUCGUCAACAACAGACAGUACCGAGGUAAGUUGGACAGGAGCGCAGUUCUCAAGGCCAUCUGUGCGGGUUUUGAGGAGACUACUGAGCCAGCUAUAUGCUUGAGUACCGAUAUGGAGACAAACGAAUGCUUAGAUAACAAUGGUGGUUGUUGGCGAGAUAAGGCAGCCAAUAUAACAGCUUGCAAGGAUACUUUCCGUGGCAGAGUAUGCGAAUGUCCUCUUGUGGAUGGUGUACAGUUCAAAGGAGAUGGUUACAGCCACUGUGAAGCAAGUGGACCUGGAAAGUGCACUAUCAACAAUGGAGGUUGUUGGCAUGAAGAGCGAAAUGGACAUGCGUUCUCUGCUUGCGUGGGCAAGGACAGUGCUAAGUGUCAGUGCCCUCCAGGAUUUAAAGGAGACGGUGUAAACAAGUGUGAAGACAUCGAUGAGUGCAAAGAGAAGAAAGCAUGUCAGUGCCCAGAGUGUAGCUGCAAGAACACGUGGGGAAGCUAUGAGUGCAGUUGCAGUGGUGACCUUCUCUACAUCAGGGACCAUGACACUUGCAUCAGCAAGACGGGUUCGCAGGUCAGAUCAGCAUGGGCGGCCGUAUGGCUCAUCUUGUUAUCUCUGAGCCUUGCAGCUGCUGGAGCAUACCUUGUUUAUAAAUACAGAUUGAGGCAAUACAUGGACUCAGAGAUCAGAGCGAUAAUGGCGCAGUACAUGCCGCUGGACAGCCAGCCCGAGGUCCACAACCACUUGGACGAUGACCGUGCCUGAAAGAGGGGAAGGCCUUACCGCCUUUCGCUUAUUUAUUCCGCCGCAAAAUGACUCAAGGUGACCACGUUCUUUUUCCUUAGACUUUCAGAGCUCCUUGAGAUGCAUUUUGUAAUAAAAAAAAAGAAAAGAAAAAAAAUUUGUAAUCUGGCAAUGAAACAGGAACAGUGACAGAGAGAUUUAGAAUGAUACUUUGGUGUUGUGUUCAAUUUUAGCAUGUGGGUAGUGUUUGUUUGCUGUCUUUUGGUCUUUUAUUAAUAACACACUUACACUUCCAUUAGGGCAAAACCUCAUGGUACUGUUGGCAACCGCACAAUACAAGUACAGUCUCAUUUUUUCAA